AUCCUCGCUGUCUGCUCCGCUGCCUGGGAGAACACGGAACCAACGCACAGUGCUGCAUCUCUGUACGGACGUCUUCUGAAGCACUCAUGGUUUUUUUGGACCGACCAGUGUUUUAGUUGUCGUUAAUUAUGUUCCGCUUGCGGGUGUUGUCCGCCGUUUCGGUGGGUCUAACGCAGCUGUCCCGCUGCUACCACAGUGGAGCCGCACGAGGGACUGGCCGGAGGAGGCUGAUGCUGGCUGCCCUGGCUGGGGUGACCGGUGUGGCUGCUAGUACUGGAAUACUUUGGAAAAGAGCCUACGCUGAUGUGGGGCCCUCGGUUCGACACUCGACGCAGCCGGUGGACGAGAAAGCCAUUUUUGGGAGAGACGCCGAAACGGAGGCGGAGAAAUCGGUGGAGUCCAGCUCCGAAGAAGCAAAAAAUGAAGGCGAAGAGGGGAAAAAGAAGAAGCCCCGCUCAGGAUUCCGAGACCGCAAGGUGAUGGAGUACGAGAACAGAAUAAGGGCCUACUCCACUCCAGACAAAAUUUUCCGUUACUUCGCCACACUGAAGGUCAUCAACGAGAACGGCGACGCCGAGGUCUACAUGACGCCCCAGGACUUCAUACGCUCCAUCACACCCAAUGAGAAACAGCCUGAGAAUCUUGGUCUGGAUCAGUUUAUUGUGAAGCGCUACGAUGGGAAGGACUUCUGGCAGACGGAGAAAAUAGCCCAGGAGCGWGAGAAGUUUGCAGAUGAAGACAGCAUAUUUUACACAUUAGGAGAAUGUGGUCUGAUCUCCUUCUCUGACUACAUCUUCCUCACCACCGUGCUGUCCACUCCCCAGAGGAACUUCGAAAUUGCCUUCAAGAUGUUUGACCUGAACGGAGAUGGAGAGGUGGACCUAGAAGAGUUCGAGCAGGUCCAGAGCAUCAUUCGAUCUCAGACCAGUAUGGGUAUGCGACACCGCGACCGCUCCACCACAGGAAACACCCUGAAGACGGCCGGCUGCAGCUCUGCUCUCACCACCUACUUCUUUGGACAGGACCUGAAGGGAAAACUCACUAUUGGCAGCUUCCUGGAGUUUCAGAGAAAACUGCAACACGAUGUGCUCAAACUAGAGUUUGAGAGGAACGACCCGGUGGACGGCCGGAUCACAGAGAGACAGUUUGGGGGCAUGCUGCUGGCAUACAGCGGCGUCCAGUCUCGUAAACUCAAGCUGAUGCAGAAGGGCUUGAAGAAGAUGUUUAAGGAUGCCCAGGGAAUCACUUUYGAAGAGUUGGAGAACUUCUUUACUUUCCUAAAGAACGUGAAUGAUGUGGACACAGCCCUGAGUUUCUACCACAUGGCUGGAGCCUCGAUAGACAAAG
Molecule: messenger RNA, 1347 nt
Organism: Austrofundulus limnaeus
Lineage: Eukaryota; Metazoa; Chordata; Actinopteri; Cyprinodontiformes; Rivulidae
Gene: micu1
Product: mitochondrial calcium uptake 1
Biological process (GO): mitochondrial calcium ion homeostasis; calcium import into the mitochondrion
Cellular component (GO): uniplex complex
Molecular function (GO): calcium ion binding
Source: RefSeq, a predicted model, not a curated record